This is a messenger RNA of Cariama cristata (Red-legged seriema), 4428 nucleotides long. It is a transcript of the gene MYO3A, whose product is annotated as myosin IIIA. The record is from RefSeq and is a predicted model, not a curated record. NCBI's taxonomy places the organism in Eukaryota, Metazoa, Chordata, Aves, Cariamiformes, Cariamidae. Gene Ontology annotation, molecular function: cytoskeletal motor activity; protein binding; ATP binding. Gene Ontology annotation, biological process: protein phosphorylation. Gene Ontology annotation, cellular component: myosin complex.
AUGCUGGAAGAAAUGUUACUAAGUGUGGAAUUACAUCAUCUUUCCUCUAUACACAGAAAAAGUGUGUCUGCUCAGCUGACCAGCACUCGUCUCCGUCGGAACACCUCCGUGGGCACCCCAUUCUGGAUGGCUCCAGAGGUGAUUGCCUGUGAGCAGCAGCUAGAUAGCUCCUAUGAUGCCAGAUGUGAUGCAUGGUCACUUGGUAUUACUGCAAUAGAGUUGGGAGAUGGAGAUCCACCCCUUGCUGAUUUGCACCCUAUGAGGGCACUCUUCAAAAUACCAAGGAAUCCUCCUCCAACGCUGCAGCAGCCUGAACUGUGGUCACCAGAAUUCAAUGACUUCAUUAACAAGUGCUUGACUAAAGAUUAUGAGAAGCGUCCAACAGUAUCUAGUCUUUUGCAGCAUGAUUUUAUUAAGCAAAUUGAGGGAAAAGAAAACGUGCUACAAAGGCAACUCAUGGAAUUUAUUGAUGUUCAUCAACAAAUGGGAGUCACUGAAAAGGCAAGAUUUGAACGUAUUCAUACAAAGAAAGGGAACUACAGUAAGUCACUGGUUUCAAACCAGGAAGAGGUAGAUGAUUUAGCAACCUUGGAGGUACUGGAUGAGAAUACAGUAACAGAGCAGUUGCAGAAGGGUUACGCCAAGGAUCAGAUCUACACAUAUGUUGGGGACAUUCUCAUUGCUGUCAAUCCAUUUCGGAAUAUAGAUAUUUAUUCUUCACAGCAUUCCAAACUGUAUAUUGGAGCCAAACGGACUGCCAACCCUCCUCAUAUUUUUGCUGUUGCUGACAUAGGUUAUCAGUCCAUGGUGACAUACAACUCCGAUCAGUGUAUUGUUAUUUCUGGAGAAAGUGGAGCUGGCAAGACGCAAAGUGCCCAUCUCACUGUCCUGGGCAAGGCUAAUAACAGGACUCUACAAGAGAAGAUCCUCCAGGUGAAUAACCUUGUCGAAGCAUUUGGGAAUGCAGGCACUAUCAUCAAUGAUAACUCAAGCAGAUUUGGAAAAUAUUUGGAAAUGAAAUUCACUUGUGGUGGCACUGUAGUAGGAGCUCAGAUUUCAGAGUAUCUCCUUGAAAAAUCCAGAGUUGUCCACCAGGCAGUAGGAGAGAAAAAUUUCCAUAUUUUUUAUUAUAUUUAUGCUGGUCUGGCGGAAAAGAAAAAACUGGCACAUUAUAAACUGCCAGAAUAUAGACCUCCCAGAUAUCUGCAAAAUGAUCAUUUCAGAAUAGUGCAAGAUUUCAUGAACAACAGCUUUUAUAAGUCUCAGUUUGAAUUAAUUGAACAGUGCUUCAAAGUCAUAGGUUUUACACUGGAGGAACUUGGAAGUGUGUACAGUGUCCUGGCCGCCAUUUUAAAUGUGGGUAACAUUGAAUUUUCUGCAGUAGUAUCUGAACAUAUGAUUGACAAGAGCAACAUUUCCAAUCCAGUAGCCCUUGAGAAUUGUGCGUCCUUGCUGUGUAUUCAGGCAGAUGAACUGCAAGAGGCCCUCACCUCUCACUGUGUAGUGACUCGAGGAGAAACAAUUAUUCGUCCCAACACUGUGGAAAAAGCCACUGAUGUCAGAGAUGCCAUGGCCAAAGCACUGUAUGGACGCCUUUUUAGCUGGAUAGUCAAUCGCAUCAACACUUUACUCAAACCUGACAAACAUUUAAGUGGAAACGAUGAUGGUUUGAAUAUUGGAAUUCUUGAUAUCUUUGGCUUUGAGAAUUUCAAGAAAAAUUCGUUUGAACAACUCUGUAUCAACAUUGCCAAUGAACAAAUUCAGUUUUACUUCAAUCAACAUGUCUUUGCCUGGGAACAGAAUGAAUACCUAUAUGAAGGUGUUGAUGCAAGAGUUAUAGAAUAUGAGGAUAACAGGCCCCUCUUAGAUAUGUUCCUACAGAAACCAAUGGGUUUAUUGUCCCUGCUGGAUGAGGAAAGUCGAUUCCCACAAGCAACAGAUCAGACACUUGUAGAAAAAUUUGAAGAUAAUUUGAAGUCAAAAUAUUUUUGGAGGCCCAAAAGAGUAGAUCUAACCUUUGGGAUUUAUCAUUAUGCAGGAAAGGUUCUAUAUAAUGCAAGUGGAUUUCUAGCCAAAAAUAGAGAUACUCUGCCAGCUGAUAUUGUGCUGCUACUGCGAUCAUCUGAAAACAAUCUGACAAGACAGUUGGUAACCCAUCCUCUUACAAAAACAGGUAACCUGGCACACACUAAAAGCAAAACUACAAUCAGUUACCAAAUGUGGACCCCCCAGAAAUCCAUCAGUCAUACAAAGAAUGAAGCAGGAGAUACCGGACAUCAUCCAAGAGAGACAACCAGCAUGAAAACACAGACAGUCGCUUCUUAUUUUAGAUAUUCUCUGAUGGAUUUGUUAUCCAAAAUGGUCGUCGGCCAGCCUCAUUUUGUCAGGUGCAUCAAGCCAAACAAUGACCGGCAGGCAAACAAGUUUGAUAAAGAAAAAGUGUUGGUUCAGCUACGUUAUACAGGAAUUCUGGAGACAGCAAGAAUUCGAAGACAGGGUUAUUCACACCGUAUACUGUUCGCUAACUUCAUAAAACGGUAUUACCUCAUCUGUUACAAAACAAAUGAUGAUCCUCCAGUCAGCCCAGAAACCUGUGCUGCCAUCUUGGAAAAAGCCCACCUUGACAACUGGGUUCUCGGAAAAACUAAAGUAUUCCUCAAAUACUAUCACGUGGAGCAGCUAAAUUUAAUGCGGAAGGAGACAGUGGACAUGAUUAUUUUGAUUCAAGCUUGUGUCAGAGGGUGGCUGGGUUCAAGGAGAUACAAAAAGAUAAAGGAACAAAGGGAACGAAGUGCUAUUAAAAUACAGUCAGUUGCCAGAGGAUACUUACUCAGGAAGAAGAGAAAAGAACUAACUGAGACAAGAAACAAAGCAGCAAUAACAAUUCAGUCUCACUACAAGGGAUAUAAGGAGAGGAAGAUCUUCAAAAGGAAGAGGGAAUCAUUUAGAAAGAAACAAACUGAAAAUGCAGCAUCCAUUAGCAAAAAUGAAAAGGAUGAAGAACUCCAAGAUAAUGAGGAAAGUCCAGCUGGAGUGAAGAGUCCCCUUCCUAAAACAGAAGAAGCAGCUGUCAUUGUUCAGAGCCAUUACAGAGGCUACAGAGUCCGCAAAAAAAUAAAGGACCAGUGCAAAAAAAUAGCAGAGGAAGAAUUAUCUGCUGUGGAAUUCCUUGAAGCACAACUGCAGCCAGCUCAAAACAAUACACUGGAAGAAGCAGCAUACAAGGAGACUCAAGACAAAGCUGAUGCUGUUACUGACAGCGAGUGCUCUGGGUACAGUGACACAGGCAAUGUACAGGAGCAACAGAAAACAUCUACUGAAGGAAAGGGAGCUUCUGUGAAGCAGAACCCUGCAGUAGAACAUGUUGGCGAAGGUGAAGAACAGGCCUCUUUGGAAGAGCUGUCCAGCAAAUCUUCUGUCAAAAUCACGGCUGAACCUGGUCCCCAAGAAAAGCAAGAUAAUCAAGACACACUCAGUGCAGAUGGGCAAAAUCAAGAACCUGCUGUGGUCCAGCCCAGGACUGACAGGGAUGUGGAAAGAAACCACCUGAAACAUGAAGCAGUGAUGCCUACAGGUUGUAAAGGAAUUGUAAGAAAAGAGUCACUAAGAGGCUCACGGAAGCAAGUUGAGGCAGAAAAACAAGGUUCAGAAGACAAAGAGAAGGCAGCAGUGGUUAUUCAGAGCAGUUACCGGGGUUACAGAAGGAGGGGACAACUCAGAAAAGAAGGGAAACUACCUUGCAAAAGUCAAGAGAAAACUAUAAAGGAGCCAACAGAAGCAGUACACAUUCAAAAUAAUGAUCCCGAAACAACAAAAGAUAGGGAAAGCACCGGGAGACUCAGGGAAAGUUUUGCUUGUGAUUUGGCAGCCUUUUCGCGGCAGAUAUCAAAAUUAUCUGAAGACUACUUAGCAUUGCAGCAAAAAUUGAAUGAAAUGAUAUUGUCACAUCAGCUGAGACCCGUGAUGCUGUCCAAAGAUAAGCAAACUAAUGGCCGACUUUCUUCUCAUGUUUGUCAGUCAGUUGCGGCCAAAGUAGAAGACUCUCGCCCAAUGCAGAGACCCCCAAGGAGGCCACGGAAACCCAAGACAUUAAAUAAUCCAGAAGACUCCACCUACUACACUCUAAUACAUAAAUCAAUACAAGAUGAAAAACGGAAACCAAGAAAAGAAAGUCUGAGCAAAGUGCUAGAUUUAGAUAUCUACUACCAAGAAAUUUCAUCUACUGAUUCCACCUCAAAGGACAGCAGUUCUACCACAAGAAAGAAGAGACACCCAGUGGAGCGCAGGACUUCAAUUUUAAGAGCUACUGAGCGGUCGAGGGUUGCAGAAAGCCCCCUGGAAGAGAGUAAAACCGAAGAUAAUCCCUAUGACUACAGACGACUGCUGCGGAAGACCUCACAGCGCCGGCGCCUUAUCCAGCAGUUCUAG